CCCAUCGUCGCUGUCAGGCUCGCGGGUUCCCGCCGCUGUCACUGGAGCACAGGCCGCAAGGCCCAAUCACAACGAAAGUGGGACUUGUCCUGCUCCUAAGAUGUCCAGAGAAAAGAAGAACCCACAAACCUGUUCCUGUGCACUGCAGGAUAAUUAGUCACGAUUUGGGUUUGCAGCAAAAAUGCUUUCAGAACAGACAACAGCCCUGGGGACAGGAUGGGAGUCGAUGAAUGUCCAGCUGGAUGGAGCAGAGCCCCAGGUAGAAAGGGGAAGCCAAGAAGAGGGGCCGUGGAGAGCAGCACCAGGGCCACUGGAACACUUGUGCUGUGACCUGGAAGAGGAGCCGCAGUCCCUUCAAGAGAAGGCUCAGUCGGCUCCCUGGGUUCCUGCUCUUCCCCAGGAGGGUAGCGCCGGAGAUUGGGAGAUGGCAGCUGCACUGCUUGCAGCUGGAUCACAGGGCCUGGUAACCAUCAAGGAUGUGUCACUGUGCUUCUCUCAGGAGGAGUGGCGGAGCCUGGACCCUUCUCAGACAGACUUUUAUGGAGAAUAUGUCAUGCAGGAAAACUGUGGGAUAGUGGUCUCUCUAAGGUUUCCAAUUCCCAAACUGGACAUGGUUUCUCAACUAGAAGGAGGGGAAGAACAAUGGGUCCCUGACCCACAGGACUUAGAGGAGAGGGACAUCCUGAGGGUCACAUACACAGGAGAUGGAAGUGAGCACGAGGGGGAUACCCCUGAACUAGAAGCAGAACCUCCCAGAAUGUUAUCUAGUGUGUCGGAAGAUACUGUUCUCUGGAACCCGGAGCAUGAUGAGAGCUGGGAUUCCAUGCCCAGGACCUCCAGAGGAAUGCUCCUGGGCCCACCUUUUCUUCAGGAAGAUAGCUUCUCUAACCUCCUGUGUAGCACAGAGAUGGAUUCCCUAUUACGACCGCACACAUGCCCCCAGUGUGGGAAACAGUUUGUGUGGGGCUCCCACCUUGCGAGGCACCAGCAAACGCACACCGGGGAGAGGCCCUAUAGCUGCCUCAAGUGUGAGAAGAGCUUUGGGAGGAGACAUCACCUGAUCCGGCACCAGAAGACCCACCUACAUGACAAGCCCAGCAGGUGCUCUGAGUGUGGCAAGAAUUUCCGAUGCAACUCCCAUCUGGCCAGUCACCAGAGGGUGCACGCGGAAGGCAAAUCCUGCAAGGGCCAAGAGGUUGGAGAGAGCCCUGGGGCUAGGAAACGGCAGCGUGCCCCACCGGUGCCAAAGUGCCAUGUGUGCACUGAGUGUGGGAAGAGCUUUGGCCGGCGGCACCACUUAGUGAGACAUUGGCUGACCCAUACGGGGGAGAAGCCCUUCCAGUGCCCUCGCUGUGAGAAGAGCUUCGGGCGUAAACAUCACCUGGACAGGCACCUGCUGACUCACCAGGGACAGAGUCCCCGGAGCAGCUGGGACAGAGGGACAUCUGUCUUUUGAAGUCUGUUUCUGCUGCAGCUGUGGUCACAUCUAUCAGCCAGUGCUACCAGGAGCCUCUGACGGAGCUGCCUCUGUCCUGCGCCCAGGCCAGGAUCAUGAGCCCUGGCCUUAUGCCCCAGAAAGAUGAGCUACCAGCACUGACCAGAGCAUUUCUCACCAGUUCUGUGAUAUACCACAUAAAAGAGAGUUCUUUGGGCAAAACUUUUGGGAAACAGUGCUUACUAUAUGGGCUGAUACUCAGCCUGAGCCCUUUCUCAAGGGAACAGUGGUACCAGUGGUUUAUGGCUGAGGUCCAUUCUGAUUGGUUAGAGCCUAUGCCAUACUAGUUGGUAAAUAUUUUGAGUAUCACCAUUGUAUACUAUAACUGUUAUAUUCUCUUUAUAUAUAUAAUAUAUAUCAUAUAUAUAAUAUACACAUACACAUAUGUAUAUGUGUAUGUGUAUAU
Hipposideros armiger (great roundleaf bat) is the source of this 1901-nucleotide messenger RNA. RefSeq names its product zinc finger protein 641 (gene ZNF641). Lineage: Eukaryota; Metazoa; Chordata; Mammalia; Chiroptera; Hipposideridae. Gene Ontology annotation, biological process: regulation of transcription by RNA polymerase II. Gene Ontology annotation, molecular function: DNA-binding transcription factor activity, RNA polymerase II-specific; RNA polymerase II transcription regulatory region sequence-specific DNA binding. Bases 182 to 1456 code for a protein of 424 amino acids. The record is from RefSeq and is a predicted model, not a curated record. The transcript has 7 exons. Gene Ontology annotation, cellular component: nucleoplasm; nucleus.